Molecule: messenger RNA, 3608 nt
Organism: Lingula anatina
Lineage: Eukaryota; Metazoa; Brachiopoda; Lingulata; Lingulida; Lingulidae
Product: inosine-5'-monophosphate dehydrogenase 2
Biological process (GO): GTP biosynthetic process
Cellular component (GO): cytoplasm
Molecular function (GO): IMP dehydrogenase activity
Source: RefSeq, a predicted model, not a curated record
AAAGGAUGCACGACAGGCAUUCUUUGACCUGUGUCUGUUGACGUAUUCAGUUUUGUAAUAAGACUGCCUGGCCAAAGACUGUCGAUUGCUCUGUCUUUAGAAGCAGACCGACAGUGACCUGCGGAGAGUAAGAAUGCAUGUGUAUCACACACUGAUGUAGUAGUGUACAGAGGAUCUGAAUGCGAGUGACGAAUCCGAUCCAUCAGCUGUAGGUCUAUAACACACAAGACAUCCACUGAUCAUACCAUGUCAGAAAGAGCUGGAGAUUCAGAAUCCGACCAGAUACCUAAUCCUAAGGGGCAUAUGUUUGAACAUGCCGUCUCUCCUUCUCCGUCAGAAACACCUGUUCAAGGUAACUUCGGCGCUACCUGUCCCUCCAGUGGUCAGGUAGAAGACACACUCAAGCACUUCAGUUGCUAUGCCUACAGUGCACAACAGCCCCUUCCGGUUACGACUCAUAGCUCAGGCUUCACGACAGCAGAGACACGGAGGGUGACAAGCAUGCAAAAACUGGGAAUUUCUGCUGCAAGUAUGGCUGAUUAUUUGAUUACCGGAGGGACAGGAUAUGUCCCCGACGAUGGGCUUACUGGGGCUCAGCUUUUUGCGAACGGGGAGGGGCUUACUUACAAUGAUUUUAUCAUUCUGCCAGGCUUCAUAGACUUCACUUCAGAUGAUGUGGAUUUGACAUCUGCCUUGACCCGGAAGAUCACCCUGAAGACCCCCCUAGUGUCUUCUCCUAUGGACACUGUCACUGAGGCCAGGAUGGCCAUUGCUAUGGCACUUACUGGAGGCGUAGGAAUCAUUCACCACAAUUGCACUCCAGAAUUUCAGGCAAAUGAAGUUAGACUAGUGAAGAAAUACAAGCAGGGAUUUAUAGUAGACCCAGUAGUGAUGGGCCCAGACAACACAGUGGCUGAUGUGUGGAAAGAGAAGGAAAAAUAUGGCUUCUCUGGCUUCCCUAUUACAGAAAACGGCAGAAUGGGUGGGCGGCUGGUAGGACUGGUGACACAGAGAGAUAUUGACUUCCUCCCCCCAGAAAAGUAUGACAGACCUGUUAAAGAGGUCAUGACCUCCCUAGAGAACCUGGUGACAGCCACAGCGGGGGUCACUUUGUCAGAGGCCAACAAAAUACUGCAAGAAAGCAGAAAAGGCAAGCUCCCCAUUGUAAAUGAGAAUGGUGAACUGGUUGCUCUGAUGGCCAGGACAGAUUUAAAAAAGAGGAGAGAAUUCCCUGUAGCAUCCAUGGAUGACAAAAAGCAGUUGUUGGUUGGUGCAGCUAUCAGUACUCAUGAAGAGGACAGGACACGACUGGACCUCCUUGUCCAGGCUGGAGUUGACGUAGUUGUGCUGGAUUCUUCACAGGGCAACUCCAUAUUCCAGAUCAACAUGAUAAGAUACAUAAAAGGCAACUAUCCAGAGCUACAGAUCAUUGGAGGAAAUGUUGUGACAGCAGCCCAGGCCAAGAACUUGAUUGAUGCUGGUGUUGAUGCUCUCAGAGUUGGAAUGGGAAGCGGCUCCAUAUGUAUCACGCAAGAAGUGAUGGCUGUGGGCCGUCCCCAAGGUACUGCUGUUUACAAGGUUGCAGAGUAUGCACGAAGGUUUGGCAUUCCAGUGAUAGCAGAUGGUGGAAUACAGUCUGUGGGCCAUAUUCUAAAGGCUUUAGCUUUAGGAGCAUCUACAGUUAUGAUGGGAUCACUGCUUGCGGGAACUUCAGAAGCUCCAGGGGAAUACUUCUUUGCUGAUGGAGUUCGACUUAAGAAAUAUCGAGGCAUGGGCUCCCUGGAUGCAAUGGAAUCACACCGGGGAAGCAUGCAGAGAUAUUAUACAAGUGAAAGUGAGAAAUUGAAGGUUGCUCAAGGUGUCACAGGGACUAUAGUGGACAAGGGGACUGUCCAUAAAUUUAUGCCAUAUUUGGUCGCAGGAAUCCAGCAUGGCUGCCAAGACAUAGGUGCUAAAAGUCUGUCUCAUCUCAGAGCAAAGCUGUAUUCUGGUGAAAUUAAGUUUGAAAGGCGCACCCCUGCCUCCCAAAGAGAAGGGGGUGUACACGGGCUGUAUUCGUAUGAGAAGAGACUCUUUUAGCAUUAAAAGAAGAUGAAAGCAGAAGUAACUUGAUAGACAAUAUACAGUGCAUAAUUAUAUGUAUGAUCCUACACCUGAAUGUGAACAAGAAGAUGGAUUUCUAGGAAUGAGAAAUGAUUCAAAUAUAUCAAGCAAUUAAUUGAUGAUAUUGACCACUGAAGUGAUUGCCUGUGACCUGUGUUGUAUGGACUUUGAAACAAUGAAAAAAUGGAAUGAAUAGAAAUAUAGCAAACACAAAGAUAUUUGGUAUGGGAAUUAAACAUGUUUUUCCUGUGGUUUAGAGGAUCAAGGUUUCCCAAUAAGGGCAGGUGAUGUGAAUUGUUUCCAUUAUUGUUUUAUUUUUUUUUUGCCUAAUGUAAUGUUUCUCACUGUAACGAACUCAGACACUAGCAUGUGCACAAACCUAAAUCUCAAUAAUAAGUCGUAGAAAUGUUGCCUUGCACUAAUAUUCUGCAAUCUAAUAGUUGGUCACUUUUUAAAAAGAAUAACACACGUUUACAUGGUUACAUAUUUGGCUGUUUGGAUGUUAUAUCAAUGGAUGUAAUACAAUCUAUUUCUGUGCACAGAGCGUAAUUUGUUAAUGUUUUUAAUGACCCAUUCUUUCUGAACUGUAAGUUUCAUUAUUUUGUAAGAUUGUAUCAGGUGCACAGAAGUGCUAAAUAAUAUUUCAUGUCCAAGUGAAGAAUCUCAGUGUAAGAACACAAAGCUUUAUCAUUUAUUUUUGUCUUAGGACCUAAGGUAAGACAUACUUUCUAAUAAUGAAGCAUCCUUUUAGUUGAAAAUUGAUAUCUGUAUAGUGAUGUCUAACAUGUGCAAAUGUAGAAUAUACAGCAGUUGCCAGUUUUAGUCAGUUUCAGUAAGUUGGGUACUGUUAUAGAGGAAAAAUGAUGGGCUGAAAAUGUCCAGUAUAUUGGCUGAAACAAAAUUUCUAGAUUGAGCGCAGAUGCAAUAUUUCAGCAAGGUAGUCAUUUAGAUAUGAUAAGGAUAUAAAGCAGUCUGCAUCAGUUUCCAGCACACGUGUAUCUCUGCUGUACAUAUUUGAUAAAAUGAAGAACAGAUGUGUUAAAAAAAUAAAUGCACCCCAUGAAUUUAGACAUUGUUUGUCCAAUGUCAGUAUGUCAAAGGUAGUAUAUUGUUUGCCAAUAAAUACCAGUAUACAUUUGAAAAUAUACUUGCCUGCUAUAUUUUAAAAUAUUUUAAGAAUUUUUCUUUUAUUGACUGCACAAGUACUAUGUGUCUAGACACUAACCAAUCAUUGCCGCUAGCGUCACAGUCACUGAAUAGUGUCCUCAUAAAUGUAACAAAAACGUACAGGUCUGGAAUGAUUCAGUUUGAAAUCCUGAUGGAUUGGAAUGUUUUUCUGAAGGUAAAGGUUUUUGUCAAUUUUCACAUAUUUUCAUUUUGAAUGCGUGACUUAGAAUUGCAAAGGGUUUGAUAGUAGCACAAUAUUUAAAAAACUUUUUGCAUGUAUACUGUUAAGCAUUCCGGAUAAAAACAAAAAAAUUAAAAAUACAUUUUGUGGACUUUCA